CCGCCCCUUCCGGCUUAGAGCCCGGAAGCUCCUUGGACCUUUUCCUCUCAGCCUUCCGGCGUCAUCCAGUCUCAGACCCGUUUUGCCCAGAAGUCUUUUCCUAAGGAGAGACUACGUCAGCACGUUUCGGCGUGAGACGGUGAUAUUCCUGCGCUUUAGAACAGCUCCCGGCGGGGUCUUUUUGUUGAUGUCCUAUAUCUCACUCGGUAUUGCGUUCUAAGCUGAGCGAGCCCGCCCGAAGAGCGGAGGAAUUUAAGUGUUUGCUGCGGUGACCUCAUCAGCCUGCCAGGAUGGCGAUGCAAGCAGCCAAGAGGGCAAACAUUCGACUUCCACCUGAAGUAAAUCGGAUUUUAUAUAUAAGAAAUUUGCCCUACAAAAUCACAGCUGAAGAAAUGUAUGAUAUAUUUGGGAAAUAUGGACCUAUUCGUCAAAUCAGAGUGGGGAACACACCUGAAACUAGAGGAACAGCUUAUGUGGUCUAUGAAGACAUAUUUGAUGCCAAGAAUGCAUGUGAUCACCUGUCAGGAUUCAAUGUUUGUAACAGAUACCUCGUGGUCUUGUACUAUAAUGCCAACAGGGCAUUUCAGAAGAUGGACACAAAGAAGAAGGAAGAACAGUUGAAGCUUCUCAAGGAAAAAUAUGGCAUUAACACAGAUCCACCAAAGUAAACAUCUUCUGCAUUUUCAUUUUGGACUAAAACACAUUAAUGGCCAUCAGCACCCUUUUUUGUUUUUAGUUAAUAUUGAAAAUUGUGAUUUCAUACUUGAGACUCAAAAAGCCUGCUUACAAUUUUGAUGUAUAUCAGAAUAUAUUACAUUAAUAAACCUGUAGCUUUUUAUAAAACA
Messenger RNA from Sus scrofa (pig), 845 nucleotides. RefSeq names its product splicing factor 3b subunit 6 (gene SF3B6). Gene Ontology annotation, cellular component: cytoplasm; nucleus. The record is from RefSeq and is a predicted model, not a curated record. Gene Ontology annotation, molecular function: mRNA binding. Lineage: Eukaryota; Metazoa; Chordata; Mammalia; Artiodactyla; Suidae.